Molecule: messenger RNA, 645 nt
Organism: Erigeron canadensis
Lineage: Eukaryota; Viridiplantae; Streptophyta; Magnoliopsida; Asterales; Asteraceae
Product: F-box/LRR-repeat protein At5g02910-like
Exons: 2
Coding region: 1-645 (214 amino acids)
Source: RefSeq, a predicted model, not a curated record
AUGCCAAUUAAACAAGCUCGCCAAGUUCACCCUGCAUACCAUUUAAAAUUUCUGUUUGUAUUGAAAGACGACUCGUUUUUCAUAAACUCCCAUUUCACCCAUCUCUUUUUAAAAGAUUGCAUAUUUAAUCCUAAGGGUCCGAUUUGUUGGAAGAACCUUACCCAUUUAACUAUUACACAUGGGAAAUUAGACCAUGAUUUGAUUGCAAAUAUACUAUCUGGGAGUCCAUUAUUGGAAACUCUGAGGUUGGAAUAUUGUUAUGGUUUUACAUUGCUCGAUAUUACUUCCAAAAGUGUUAAGAACUUGGUGUUCGAUGGAUAUGAUGGUGAAGUUAAAUCAUUUGAUAGUCUUGACCGUGUUAUUGAAAUCAAUGCUCCUUAUAUUUCAUCCCUAAGCAUCAUUGGUUGUUUGUUGUUAUCGAAGAUUUUGUUGCGAAAUGUGUCUUCUUUAGUCAAAGCUAAGUUAGAUUUUACCAAGUACGGGCAUGAUAGGAAGGCUCGUAAAGAAGAGAAUGAAGAAAUGCUUAAAAGGUUUAUACUAAGCCUUCACCAUGUCAAAGAGCUAAUAUUUGGGAGUGAUUGUUAUAAGGUAAAUCCUUGUUAUCUUUCUGCAAUAUUUAUAUUUGUUAAGAUUAUUGAUCAGUAG